AGGAGCAGCUCUGUCUCUCUCUGCACUUGUCUCCUCAGUCAAGGAGAAACUAAUUGGAGGAAAGAAUAGAAGAAAGGAGCUGUUGGAAAACUAAAGGAAGCCAAACUUUACCUCUCUACAGCAUGCCACAGAAAGAUUUCAGAAGUCAAACGAGCUGGGAGACUGGCGUGGCCUCCAUGAUGCAAAACAAGGUCCAUGCUGUCUGCAAUGAAGGUCACAGUGGAGUAAACCAGCUGGGAGGUGUGUUUGUGAAUGGGAGGCCUUUACCUGAUUCUACCAGGCAGAAGAUAGUGGAGCUGGCACACAGUGGAGCUCGCCCUUGUGACAUAUCCAGAAUACUACAGGUGUCUAACGGCUGCGUGAGUAAGAUCCUGGGCAGGUAUUACGAGACCGGUUCAAUCCGUCCUCGAGCCAUAGGAGGGAGCAAACCCAGGGUGGCCACCCCGGAGGUGGUUGGAAAGAUUGCUCAUUACAAGAGAGAGUGUCCGUCCAUUUUCGCCUGGGAGAUCAGAGACCGACUGCUGGCAGAGGGAGUCUGCACCAACGACAACAUACCCAGUGUUUCAUCAAUAAAUCGAGUGCUCAGGAACCUGGCCAAUGAUAAGCAGCACAUGGUCACAGUGGGGGCCGAAGGCAUGUUUGACAAACUCAAGAUGCUCAAUGAACAAACCACGUGGGGGGGACGCUCAGGGUGGUACACUGGGACAACGCUCCCUUCCACUGAGUGUCCACAGGCAGAGGGGGGGGACAACGCCGUAUCAGUCAGCUCUAACGGCGAGGACUCAGAGGAGACGCAGAUGAGGCUUCAGCUGAAGAGAAAACUGCAGAGAAACAGAACGUCUUUCACACAGGAGCAGAUAGAGGCCCUGGAGAAAGAGUUUGAAAGGACUCACUAUCCAGAUGUGUUCGCCCGAGAACGCCUGGCCAACAAAAUAGAUCUUCCAGAGGCAAGAAUACAGGUUUGGUUUUCCAACAGACGAGCAAAGUGGAGAAGAGAGGAGAAGUUGAGAAAUCAACGUCGUCAGGUGUCCAACUCCUCCAACCACAUUCCCAUCAGCAGCAGCUUCAACACCAGUGUUUACCAGCCAAUACCACAAUCUACUACACCAGUGUCCUUCUCAUCAGGAUCCAUGUUGGGAAGAUCAGACAGCUACAGCCUACCAGCCAUGCCCAGCUUCAGUAUGGCUGCCAGCCUGCCUAUGCAAGCAUCCAGUCAGAGCUCUUACUCGUGCAUGCUGCCCACCAGCCCCAGUGUAAAUGGGAGAAGUUAUGAGACAUACACUCCUCCACACAUGCAGCAACACAUCAACAGCCAGUUAAUGACGUCCUCUGCAACGUCGUCAACGGGUUUGAUUUCCCCUGGUGUCUCAGUUCCAGUCCAAGUUCCAGGAAAUGAAGCAGACAUGUCACAGUACUGGCCACGCCUGCACUGAUCCACUUCCCACAGCCAUGACUCUUGGCUGCAGUGAUCACCAGUGACGGCUGCAACAGGAAUGUAUGGGACAUCAAAGCAUGAGCUAUCGCUACUUCACAGCUUGAAUGUAAAAAGAAAACUGUCAUUGACUGAAACAGACUGCACCGCAGCAAAUGAAUAUGAAGGAAUUACUCUCAUAAAUGAUGAGAAAACAUUAAAACCAAAUUCUGGAGACAAGCAGGACAGUUUCACUACUCUUCCAAUUUGAAGGAUUUUAGUAUCACUACAAACAGGUUCAGCGACAACUGGAUCAAAGGUCUUGGGGAUCUCUGUCUCAACAUCACCCCCAGCUGCCGUUGAAAGUCUGGUUGGUGACGACACUUCAGCACAAGCUCAGAAAGAAAAGCUCUGGCCUGAGCUGUACUCAGGAAGGUGGCCCAUCCUUUGGCAACACUAAACUCCAGACAGGAAUAAACUGCUCAGUGUCCAUUUGGACAUUCUGUGGGAAGACAUAUUACCUCCACUUUCAGUUCCUAAUUUAUAUGAUGUGUUAUUUGUAGCAAAAAAAAUGUUGACUGAAACAUAAAGGGAAGAAUGAAACUUGAAGUUAACUGUCUGGUCCAGCCUGGAAUGUGUAUAGAAUUUCAGAAUGUGGAUUCUGGUGAUAAGUGUUUGGUAUUGUAAA
This is a messenger RNA of Etheostoma spectabile (orangethroat darter), 2099 nucleotides long. RefSeq names its product paired box protein Pax-6. Gene Ontology annotation, molecular function: DNA-binding transcription factor activity, RNA polymerase II-specific; RNA polymerase II cis-regulatory region sequence-specific DNA binding. NCBI's taxonomy places the organism in Eukaryota, Metazoa, Chordata, Actinopteri, Perciformes, Percidae. Gene Ontology annotation, biological process: anatomical structure development; regulation of transcription by RNA polymerase II. The record is from RefSeq and is a predicted model, not a curated record.